AUGACUGCGAUCUAUCGGCCGCGAACUUGUUCGAAAGAUAACUUGCGAAAUGAAAUCAAGGAAGGGACUGAGCCGCAGGUGUCGACGGCGUUGCCGCAGCCGCGGAGCGAUUCGUACGUUAUUUCCGCGGAGAAAUACUUCCUGCCGUUUGAACUGGCCUGCCAGAGCAAGUCACCCAGGAUCGUGGUCACUGCGUUAGAUUGUCUGCAGAAGUUGAUAGCCUACGGCCAUUUAACCGGAAAUGUACCUGACUCCACGGAACCUAAUAAACUGCUCAUCGUCCGCAUCGUGGAGACGAUAUGCGGCUGCUUCAUGGGCCCUCAAACCGACGAGGGUGUCCAGUUGCAAAUUAUAAAAGCCCUACUCACGGUGAUGACCAGCCAGCACGUCGAGGUGCACGAAGGCACCGUUCUACUCACCAUACGCACCGUUUACAGUGUUUAUUUAGCUUCGAAGAAUCUGGUGAACCAGACCACCGCGAGGGCCACGCUUACACAGAUGAUCAACGUUAUUUUCGCACGCAUGGAGACGCAGGCAGAAGAGGAAAGUGUUCGGAACGAAGUGGAGCCGCCGGAAACGCCGAACGCGAACUCGACCACCAACUGCACCUCCACUGAUUUAGAGAGCGAGACAGUGAAUCACGAAGAAUCUACUACAGAAAAUAAUCACGAGCCACAGUUGAUAGUUCGAGGCAUUUUAGAAGACGUAGUGAACUCGGUCGUCCCUGAAGACACGACGAACGCGAACACUAUCACUCCGGAGGAGGCUAGCUUGGACCAAGUGCCUAUUGAUGAGAAUUCUGACGAAACCGUUGCUGAGACCGAUAAUAUGGUCCGGGCGAAGUUCACUCAUGUACUUCAGAAGGACGCGUUUUUAGUUUUCAGAGCUCUCUGCAAACUGUCUAUGAAACCACUUCCUGAUGGCACUCCGGAUCCUAAGUACGAGACACUCUUAAUUUAUUCAAUAUACAAAAUGGGCCAUUUUAAUCGAAACACCCAAAUAUCUAAAAAGCUCGUGAACGACUUGUCGAAGAUCGCGCAGGGGAGACAUGCACUAGAAUUGGGCGCCUCACCAAAUCAAGAGAAAUCGAUGAGGAUCAGAGGCCUCGAGUGUCUAGUCUCGAUCUUGAAAUGCAUGGUGGAAUGGAGCAGAGAUCUAUACGUGAAUCCGAGCGUUCCUGCCGAUCAGCAGAUCCCAUCAGAGCCUCCCGAUCCUCCGGUGGAACCACCGUUGCCUCGUUAUGGCAGUGCCGGAAGUUUGUCCUCUGCUAAUUCUAGUCUAAUUGGCAAUAAAGAGAUCCCGGAUUCCCCGGAGCAGUACGAAGUCCAGAAACAUCAGAAGGAGGUCUGGGAAACUGGAAUCGACAUUUUUAAUCGAAAGCCGAGCAAGGGAGUGCAAUAUCUUCAAGAGCAGAGCCUGUUAGGUAAUUCAUCGGAAGACGUAGCCCGUUGGCUUCACAUGGACGAACGGUUGGAUAAGACCGCGAUCGGCGAUUUCCUCGGCGAUCACAAUCACAACCAGGUGAUGUACAGCUACAUUGACCAAAUGAACUUCGCCGAGCGCGAUUUAGUCACAGCCCUGAGAUACUUCCUCGAGGGCUUCCGGCUGCCCGGCGAGGCGCAGAAGAUCGACCGGCUGAUGGAGAAGUUCGCCAGUCGAUACUGCGAGUGCAAUCCGAAUAACGGGUUGUUCACAAGUGCGGACACGGCAUACGUUUUGGGCUUCUCGAUUAUUAUGCUGACAACCGACCUCCACUCGCCUCAAGUGAAGAACAAAAUGACUAAGGACCUGCUGAUAUCCAGCGAAAAGAAGAGACGACUUUUAUGGAAUUUAGAAAUGGAAGUGAUAUCGACAGCGGCGAAGAACUUAAUGGAAUCCGUGAGCCACGUUCAGGCGCCGUUCACCACCGCGAAACAUUUGGAGCACGUUCGACCGAUGUUCAAAAUCGCGUGGACUCCAUUCCUAGCUGCGUUCAGCGUUGGCCUCCAAGACUGCGACGACCCAGAAAUCGCCUCCCUCUGUCUAGACGGCAUCAGAUGUGCGAUACGUAUCGCUUGCAUAUUUCACAUGUCUUUAGAACGGGACGCGUACGUGCAAGCCCUGGCUCGGUUCACGUUAUUGACAGCGAAUUCACCGAUCACUGAAAUGAAAGCGAAGAACAUAGAUACCAUAAAAACUUUGAUAACCGUCGCCCACACCGACGGCAACUAUCUCGGCAGCUCUUGGUUAGACGUGGUAAAAUGCAUCUCUCAACUAGAACUGGCGCAGCUAAUCGGAACCGGAGUCAGACCGCAGCUAUUAGGCCCACCUUCGAAACCUCACUUCCCAUCGCCUUUAGUUACUUUCAACCUCGCUCAUAAUAAUUCUUAUCAGAACAACAACUUGAAUCUCAGCUCGUUGGACCCGAGCGUGAAGGAAUCGAUAGGAGAGACCAGUUCGCAGAGCGUGGUGGUAGCCGUCGACAGGAUAUUCACUGGCUCCACUAGACUCGACGGAGACGCCAUAGUAGAAUUCGUGAAAGCCCUCUGUCAAGUGUCUCUAGAAGAACUGUCUCAUCCGACCCAGCCAAGGAUGUUCUCUUUAACUAAAAUCGUUGAGAUCUCUUAUUACAACAUGGGACGAAUCAGGUUGCAGUGGUCGAGGAUCUGGCAAGUGAUCGGCGACCAUUUUGACAGAGUCGGAUGCAGUCCUCGUCAAGACAUCGCGUUCUUCGCGGUCGACUCGUUGCGACAGCUCGCUACUAAAUUCAUCGAGAAGGGCGAGUUCGCUAAUUUCCGGUUCCAAAAGGACUUCCUCAGGCCGUUCGAGCAUAUCAUGAAGAAGAACAGAUCGCCGGUGAUACGGGACAUGGUCGUCCGUUGCGUCGCUCAAAUCGUACACUCGCAGGCUCCUAAUAUUCGAUCGGGUUGGAAGAACAUAUUCAGCGUGUUCCACCACGCGGCCAGCGAUAGGGACGAGGCUGUGGUCGAACUAGCGUUCUCCAUGACUGGGAAAAUUAUAAAUGAAUUAUACGCGGAAGAUUUUAGCAUAAUGGUCGAUUCGUUUCAAGACGCUGUCAAGUGCCUCAGUGAAUUCGCUUGCAAUGCGUCCUUCCCGGAAACUAGCAUGGAAGCAAUUAGAUUAAUCCGUUCUUGCGCUUCGUACAUCGACGCUAAUCCUAACCUCUUCGCCGAGGGUAUGAUGGACGACAGUGGCAUGGUUUCUGAAGAAGACAGAGCUUGGGUGAGAGGAUGGUUCCCACUGCUGUUCGAGUUAUCGUGCAUAGUGAGCAGAUGCAAGUUGGACGUGAGAACGCGAGCCUUGACUGUACUGUUCGACGUGGUGAAAACGCACGGGGCUUCUUUCAAGCCUCAUUGGUGGAAGGACCUCUUCCAGGUACUCUUCAGGAUCUUCGACAACAUGAAGCUUCCUGAACAGCACACCGAAAAAGCAGAAUGGAUGACGACGACGUGUAACCAUGCACUGUACGCCAUCGUGGACGUGUUCUCUCAGUUCUACGACACCUUAGGACCUCUUCUCUUGGAACAACUGUACGCGCAGCUACUCUGGUGUGUUCAACAGGACAAUGAACAACUAGCCCGUUCCGGGACCAACUGUUUAGAGAACCUAGUCAUCAGCAACGGUAUCAAGUUCGACGAGACGACUUGGGAGAAGACCUGCGAGUGUGUAUUAGCUAUAUUCGAGAGCACCCUGCCGUCCGCGUUGCUCACAUGGAAACCCCAAUCGCCUAACAAGGAGUCAGACCUGGACGUGAUCACAGGAGACGUGGACAGUCACAUGGGUAUCCUGAAAAGAAGCAACAGUGUCCAGAGUCUCUCGAACGUCGGUGACACCACGAAGAACAGAGACUUCUCCGCGUUGUUAAUAAAGUGCGUCGUACAGUUGGAGUUGAUCCAAACGAUAGACAACAUCGUGUUCUACCCGGCUACCUCCCGGAAGGAGGACCAAGAGAAUCUCGCGUUGGCACAAGCCGACAUGUUCAACGGGAAGUCCUGCGAGUUAGGCGCGAGGGCCGGAGCCGAUCAGCAGAAGGAAGAACAGGGGAUGUACUGCGCUUUGACCACCGCGCAUUUGCUACAAUUAGUCGAGUGUUUAUUAAAAUCGCACAGGUUCGCGAAGAGCUUUAAUUCCGACCACGAGCAACGGAACGUGUUGUGGAAGGCUGGCUUCCGGGGGAACGCGAAGCCUAACUUGCUCAAGCAGGAGACCCAGUCGUUGGCCUGCGCGCUCAGGAUCCUCUUCAAGAUGUACAGCGACGAAGCUCAUAGAACAGAUUGGAGCAAAGUCGAGGACAGGUUGGUCGAAGUCGCCUGCGAGGCUUUAGAAUAUUUCCUAGCGCUCUCCAAUGAGGCCCACAGGGACGCUUGGACGCCCAUAUUGUUACUGUUGCUCGCGAGGAUCCUUAAGAUGAGCGACAACCGGUUCGCCGUCCACUCGUCGAGUUGCUAUCCGCUGCUCUGCGAAGUGAUGUGCUUCGAUCUGAAACCAGAAUUGAGGUCCGUCUUAAGAAGAUUCUUCCUGAGGAUCGGACCUGUGUUCAGGAUCACGCAACAGUAGGAAGGAAUUUAUACUUUAGCACUUCAGGGGGUUCUUGCGAUUCGAGAUUAAGAGGUAAAAAAUAUUGCAGAGUUUAUUUAUUUCAAUCCGAUGACAUUUAUAACAUUGAGUUUUAGAAUGUUUGCAUUGAGGUAGAUUAAUUUGUUAAUCUAUUCUGGCUGGAAUUCCCCUGGUAGAGACGGCUGGUAGGAAGUAUUUUUUUUUUUCUCGUUUGAGAACGAAUGUCUUAAAGAGAAGCAUAAUAUGUUUCGAACCCACUUCGUAUUUAACGAUGCUCUUAGGUUUUAUAAGGGAGAGUACUGCAGGGUAUUUAAUAAAUAGGGUAUUUUCUGGACGUGACAGUUCGUUCGGGACAACUGAAUUUAUGUUAGUCGAUUGUUACAUUCGAGGGUAUAUUUAAGAGAACUCUUGGGUCGAAUUUCAAUUACGAUGAUUACUGAUCGUGACAUUCCUGAUUAGAUCUAUUUGGUUGUUUAAUGAGACUGGAUGGGUGGUCGACGAGGAAUGAAAUUUAUUUAUAAAAUUAUGAAGGUA
Messenger RNA from Ceratina calcarata, 5091 nucleotides. RefSeq names its product ADP ribosylation factor guanine nucleotide exchange factor Sec71 (gene Sec71). The coding region runs from base 1 to 4557 and encodes 1518 amino acids. Gene Ontology annotation, biological process: regulation of ARF protein signal transduction. Lineage: Eukaryota; Metazoa; Arthropoda; Insecta; Hymenoptera; Apidae. Gene Ontology annotation, molecular function: guanyl-nucleotide exchange factor activity. The record is from RefSeq and is a predicted model, not a curated record. The transcript is spliced from 11 exons.